GAUUUCAGUAGAGCAUCAUAGUUUAAUGAAGCUAUGCUAUUCAGUAUAUCUUAGUGAAACAUAAUAUCUUAAUACGCAAUGUUUCAAUGUUUAAGUCCGUCCUUGCUAUAAUCAUAUGAAUAUUAAAAGUUAGAUUAAUAAAACUUGUUUACUCAUUAGUGUUAAGAAUCGUGAAUUACUGCCGAAUAUUCCCACCAUGGCCUCAACAGAUCCUGAGAAGAAGGUUGUGGAUGUUUAUAACCCAUUUGAACACCGAGAAGUACUAAAACCCAACUCUGAUUUCAGAUCGCUGGCAAAUCUCUUGAAGUCGUCCUUGGGAUCAGGAUUGCUGGCAAUACCCCUCGCCUUCGCUAACUCAGGCUGGGCGUUGGGUCUAGUCGGAACUCUUGUCAUAACAUUCAUAUGUGGACACUGCGUGCAAAUAUUUGUGGAAACAUCGCGGGCAUGCUGUCGUAUAGAACGAAAGCCAUUAUUGAACUAUGCAGAAACCUGCAGAGCUGCUUUUGCAAAUGGACCAAAACCAAUUAGAAAAUUUGCUUACGCCGCCAGGGUUUUUGCAGAAUGUGCAAUGUUCUUGACAUAUAUAGGAGUAUGCUGCAUAUUCACAAUCCUAAUUGCAGAUUCUAUUAAGCAGUUGUUCGAUACAUAUUACCCGAUUGCCAUAUUGCCUGUAGAGUACUACUGCCUUAUACUGUUGGUGCCGAUUUGCCUGAUGUGUCAGAUCAGGCAUUUGAAAUACCUGGCGCCGUUCUCUCUACUCGCAAACAUUCUGCUGUUGACGACAUUCAUUAUAUGCCUCUAUUAUAUAUUCGAAGGGGAGAUCUCUUACACUGAUAAACGAAUUGUGGGAGAAGCAGCAAGAUUUCCCGCAUUUCUUUCCACAGUUAUCUUUGCAAUCGAAGGAAUCGGUGUAGUGAUGCCCAUAGAAAAUUCCAUGAAGACACCUGAGCAUUUCCUCGGCUGCCCCAGUGUUCUGGUGGUAGCCAUGACGUUCAUCAUGGUGCUAUACAGCGCACUUGGCCUUUUUGGGUACUUCAAGUACGGAGACGUUCUUAGAGGCUCUAUCACCUUAAAUUUGCCCCUAGACCAUUGGCCAGCAAUUUGUGCGAAGUGCUUCAUUGCUCUGUCUAUUUUGUUUACUUAUCCGCUACACUUCUUUGUGAUUAUCGAUUUGUUCACAAGGCACACGACACCACAUAUACCGGCUAAAUACCAAAAUAUCACCCAGAUAUUUGCUCGGAUAGCCAUAGUUUGCAUUUGCGGUGGAAUUGGCGUCGCUCUACCGAUGUUAGAGCAAAUCAUUAACUUUGUAGGUGCUCUCUUUUACUCCAUUCUAGGUCUCAUUACUCCCGGCAUAAUAGAAACCAUAUUCCGGUGGGAAGAUCUAGGAAGAUACAACUGGAUUCUGUGGAAGAACAUAGUUAUUGUGCUUUUCGGCGUCUGCAGUUUGUUAUCCGGUUGCGCCGUCACAAUAUCAGACAUAAUAAGAAAACUAAAUGAGAAAACAAUAUAAUUGAUAGAUUGCUAGUGUAAAUUUAAUGUAAAUGAAGCUCCAAAUAUAAGUUUAAGCACUAUCCAAUAAAAUAUUAAUUUAAUAGGCACAAAUACUUUUUUCUGGGUCUGCAAUCAGA
Molecule: messenger RNA, 1631 nt
Organism: Chilo suppressalis (striped riceborer)
Lineage: Eukaryota; Metazoa; Arthropoda; Insecta; Lepidoptera; Crambidae
Source: the annotation of a GenBank genome assembly